Molecule: messenger RNA, 1595 nt
Organism: Daucus carota subsp. sativus
Lineage: Eukaryota; Viridiplantae; Streptophyta; Magnoliopsida; Apiales; Apiaceae
Product: carbon catabolite repressor protein 4 homolog 5
Exons: 14
Coding region: 152-1405 (417 amino acids)
Molecular function (GO): 3'-5'-RNA exonuclease activity
Source: RefSeq, a predicted model, not a curated record
GACCCAAGAACAAAAUGAAACUAAACCCUAAUUUGACUAUCCAGUUAAUUAUCUUCUACAACAAACAAUCAUCCUCCUCCAAAUAUACACACCUAUACAUACAUUCUGCCUCGAUAAUCCCACCAAAAGAUCGCGUUUGAGUGCCGGAAUCAUGAGAAAUCACGGCAAAGAUGGAUAUAAUCGAUACCAUGUUAACAAGAAGCGGAGGUGGGACCCACCAGUUGAAUCUUGCUCAACAUCAAAGAAAAGAAGGUGGAACCCACCAGUUGAAUCUUCGUCAAAGAAGUUAAAAAGCGGUUCAGAUCAUGUUCCUCGCAAAUGGGUUUAUGCUAAUGAUGAUUAUUCACAUUGCAAAGACAGAGUGGUUUUUGUAUCAUACAACAUAUUAGGUGUUGAAAAUGCAACGAAGCAUCCAGACCUGUACUACAAAGUCCCCCAAGAGUUUCUUGAUUGGGACUGCAGAAAAGAACAGCUAUGCUCAGAGAUCUCUAAAUACAAUCCAAGCAUACUGUGUUUACAGGCAAUCGAUCGUUAUGAUGAUCUAGAUAAAUGUUUUCAAGAAGAUGGCUAUACAGGUGUUUACCAGGCUCGUACAGGUGAAUCAUGUGACGGGUGUGCAGUAUUUUGGAAAACCGAGCAAUUUACUGUUCUACAUGUCGAGAACAUCGAGUUCAAAAAGUUUGGUCUACGUGACAAUGUUGCUCAAUUUUGCGUUCUAAAGUUAAAUAACAAGGAUCCAAAUAAGAGCGGAGAUGGUGAAACACCAGGGCUAAUGUCCUCUCGAAUCUUGUUGGUUGGUAAUAUACAUGUUCUCUACAACCCAAAACGGGGAGACAUCAAGUUAGGCCAGGUCCGUUUGUUUCUGGAGAAGGCCCGUGAACUAUCCCAGCAAUGGGGCAACAUACCAAUUAUACUUGGUGGGGACCUUAAUAGUAUGCCACAGAGCGCAAUGUAUCAAUUCCUAUCAUCUUCUGAGUUGGACAUUCGGUUACAUGACCGAAGAAUUAUAUCUGGGCAGAUCGCUCCAUUUGAGUAUCGAGGAUAUAUAUCCUGUAAAAGAAACAUCGGGUGGAGUGCUGAAGAAUCAAAACUAGCCACUGGAACUAAAAGUGGGACACAUGUCAGACACCAGCUUAAACUUCACAGUGCAUACAUUGCUGUUCCUGGAAGCCCUAGAACAAGGGAUGUAUACGGAGAACCUUUGGCAACAUCAUACCAUUCCAGAUUUUUGGGAACUGUUGAUUAUAUAUGGCAUACGGAGGACCUUGCUCCUGUUAGAGUUCUUGAGACCCUAUCCAUCGACAAUUUGAGACAGUUAGGAGGGCUUCCAAGCAAGAAUUGGGGUAGUGACCAUCUUGCUCUUGUAUGUGAACUGGCUUUUAUGGAUGACUGUAUUAGUGACUAGAGUUACAAAUUUAUUUUAUGUUGUAUGUGGCACAGCUUAUUUUCACCUGUUCAAAUUAUUAUAGAAGAAAUAUUAUAAAGCUCUCUAGGCUGGUUGUAUUAAUUAAAGAUUAGGAGUAAGUUCUCGAAAAUCACCUGUGAGCUGUAUAUUGUACAAGAUAUUAUCUUUAUAAAAGAAAUAUUAUUGAUUA